Molecule: messenger RNA, 2206 nt
Organism: Pecten maximus
Lineage: Eukaryota; Metazoa; Mollusca; Bivalvia; Pectinida; Pectinidae
Product: solute carrier family 46 member 3-like
Exons: 4
Coding region: 427-1887 (486 amino acids)
Biological process (GO): transmembrane transport
Cellular component (GO): membrane
Molecular function (GO): transmembrane transporter activity
Source: RefSeq, a predicted model, not a curated record
UCAUGUUUUAGCGCACUUGACUCGAGGUCUCUCUUAAGUUAUGUUGCUUUUAGGCGUCAGUCGUGUGCUGUUCCUCAACAAGAUUGGUGCCAUUGCCACCACAUUCAAAAUAUAUUUUGAACUUAUAACUCCAAUACUUUAAACUGUAUACUGAUAAGAUGGUAUAGAUGAUGUUUCAAUUCCAUGAUGACCAGCAGUCAUCAUCGGUUGAUGAAAUAUAUAUUAUUCCCUAAUUUUCUGUUUAUGGACAACGUAGCACAGGACUAAAACAUUCACAAUCAUCAAUUAAAAUUUUUUUGCUCGUACGUAUACAUAAAUAUAUACAUUAUAUGAGGCGGCGUUUUUCAUUUAUUUAUUUUUUGUAUCUGCGAAUAUGAAAUAAUUUGUAUACCAGUAAAACUUUUUCCGUGUAAAUUUUUAGAAAAUAUGGAUAAAAUGACAGAGGAUGAGAAAAGCCCACUUCUUCUACCACAACAAAGUGUCAACAGUGAUAUAGAUGUUGAAGUAGAAACGUUAACGCAGCCAGAGUUCACAUCCAAACCUGAUCCUCCUCCGCUGAGAUGGAGACACUUUUUGAUGUCCCCUUGCCUGGCGAUACACCUGUAUUCGUACAUAUAUUGUAACAUGGUAAUCGGCCAGUACGUGUAUUAUGACAUUGCCAAACAGAAAUAUCCAGAUUCUUCAUUUCUAACAAAUAAUGGCGACUCGCAAUGUCACACCAACAAGACAUCUUUGGCCUUCAUUGAGAGGACAAACAUACAGAAGUUGACUAGCGACUGGCUGAUGUUGGCAUCCGUGUUUUCCAGCGUACCCGCCAUUGUGAUGGAUGUCGUUCUGGGAUCUUUUAGCGAUAAAUAUGGAAGAAAGCCUUUUGUUGUUAUUUCUCUUAUUGGAACCUUUCUGAAAACUAGCUUAAUUACGAUAGGAAUAAGUUCGGGUAUCAGUUUCAGUUAUUUCUUGCUGUUUGUUGGGAUAGAAGGGCUGACAGGUGGCUGGUGUCUCGUGUUAUCGCUAGGUUAUGCCUACAUGUCCGACCUAACAGUCAGCGGCAAAUCACGCACUUUGGCUUUUACACUGGUCGAAAUUUCAGUCGGUUUUGGACUGGUGUUGUCCGGCGUUUCUUCUGGUUAUCUAAUCAAAGACGUCGGCUUUGUUUAUUCAAUGAUUGUUAUAUCAGCUUUAAAUGGACUUAAUCUCAUGAUAGUAUUACUUUUUCUUCCCGAAUCGUUAGAAAAUUCCAUGCGCAAAGCAACCGGUGUUUUGAAUUUAAUCAAAAGUGCGUUCGCAUUUUACACCAAGGAUACGUCAAAGGACGGUAAAAGAUGGAAGUAUAUUAUACUAACGCUGAGCUAUAUUGCUUUAACCAUGUCUCUAAUUGGUAGAGAGACUGUGGAAGAGCUGUAUCAACUUAAUGCGCCAUUUUGUUGGACUUCUGUGAAAAUAGGAUGGUUUUCAAGUAUUGGGUACAUUGCACGUAACGUUAUUGGCCUAAGCUCCAUAAAGCUGCUCCAAUGUUGUCUCUCCGACAAAGUCAUUGUCAUAGUCAGCGGUUUAUCAAGCGUGCUUGCUUACAUCAUGGAGGCUUUUGCGGUCAAUGAUACCAUGCUGUUUUUUGUGCCCGCUAUUGGAAUAUUUACUAUGCUGGCCAGUCCGGUGAUUAGAUCGAUAUUGUCCAAAAUGACGCCUCCUGACCAGCAAGGUGCGUUAUUUGCUGGUACUGCGGUGAUACAGUCGGUAUGUACAGUCGCAGCAGAUGUUAUCUCCAAGUCGAUAUAUACAGCAACUGUUGGCAGCUUCCGGGGAUUUGUGUUUCUAGAAUUUGGAGGAUUCAGUGCUCUAAUGCUCGUCCUUUUCAUAUGUUUCAUGAUUGGAUGUAAAUUAAAGUAGAGACCUGCACAGAACAAAAGGGUAAUAUUCUAUUGUAUUUCGACGUACGGAGAGAACAUACGAUUCACGAUUGUCAUACAAGACGUGUUACCAUCUUUACUAUGGUAUGGAAAUAAACAAUAAAAACUCGAACGAAACAAACAACUGAUAUUCUACAAUUAUGUAUUGAGUGACCUUAAUGAUGCGACAAGUACAAAGGAAUUAUGGGACGUUAAGCAUUGACUAAUCUGGUUGGUACUGCCUGACUUAUCAUACCAGUACACCAUUCUAUAUACGUAGGCUUGUAUAGUUUAUAUAUGGAAUACAUACAGAUAAUGGC